GAGUGACCCACAGCAGCUGACCCAGCUCGGGCACUGCCUCUCCCACAGCCCUCAGGACACACCAUGGGCCCAGAGGCUGGUUGGUGGCACACUAGCGACGACGCAGGCGGUGGCCCCGGCGACUCUCAACUACCUCCCUGACCACUACGACAACCUCCCCGAAGCCAUCGCCACCACCUGCAGGGGAUUCCACCCGCGGCAAAGCCACCCCCACAACGGACUAACAGCUACGUAAACAAUUAUGGAGGGAGAGAGGAGGCCGACCGAGGGGCUGGGGGAAGGAUGGGCCAUCGACGUCACGCCCAGAGCCCCCAUCCGGGAACUAAGGCGGAGGCUCGCCCCUCAAAAUGGCGACAGCAGUGACGCGCCUGCGUACGGAACGCAUCCGUCGCGCCCCGGACGACGGGAAGUGAGGUUUUCAGAAGAGCCGCCAGAAGUGUACGGCGACUUCGAGCCCCGGGUGGCCAAAGAAAGGUCCCCGGGGGGAAGACGAACCCCGCCAGAAAAGUUCCGGCCGGAUUCCGCGAAAGAGGAAGUGAGAGAAAGCGCUUACAAUCUUCGGUCUCGACCACGGAGGCGGCGGGGACCCCAGGAAGCCGAGGAGAUGAAGACGCGAAGGGCGGCCCGGGUUAAGCAGUUCUCACAGCAGCCUCAGCCGCAGGCGUCUCCGACUACGAGCAGGCGAGGGUUCCGGGACUCUGAGUCCUCAGAGGAUGAAUCUUCUUCCCAAAUUGUUACAAACCAAACAGCCUCAAAGAAAACUGUCAAAACACCAGAGACUUCAAAUCCUUUAAGUAACUUAUGCAGACCCCCACUAAGAAGCCCAAGAUCUGAAACUGCCAGUGUCCAACAGGUCAAUUUCUCUGAAGAAGGAGAAAAUGAAAAUGACCUCAAGAGCUCUUACAGUGACAUCACUUUCAGGGUCAAAUCCAGGAACUGUGCUGAGUCUAGCGAUGAAGUCAUCAGAUCAUACAGUCAUCAAGAACAACCUUGUAGUUUAUCACAGAGUCAGGACUUCACAGUGCACGAGAAUCAGCCAUCAGUGCUAAGCUCAGAAUAUCAAAGAAACCCUCAAGUUAUAAGAAUGAGGACUCGACAGCCAUAUAAUAGCAUUCAGGAAUCAGAGCUUGGAAACCAGUCUCCAUCAACCUCCAGCCAACCAGAAGCUGCUGAACAACUGCAAAAUGAGUCUUCUGUCAACAUAAAGCUGUGGCUGCUCACUCUGCUCAUCAUCCUUGUUUUUGGAGUGCUUUGGUUCCUUUACACUCCUGCAAGAGAACCUACUGCCGUUCAAGAAUUCCAGAACCAGAUGAAACAACUUCGGUCUAAGUACCAGAGUCAGGACGAGAAGCUGUGGAAAAGAGGCACAACAUUCCUGGAAAGACAUCUGAAUAGCUCCCUCCCUCGGCCCCAGCCUGCCAUCCUUUUGCUCACUGCAGCCCAAGAUGCUGAAGAAGUGCUCAAGUGUCUGAGUGAACAGAUUGCCGAUGCCUAUUCUUCCUUCCGUAGUGUCCGUGCCAUCCGGAUUGACGGGGCAGGGAAAGCUGCUCAAGACAGUGAUGAGGUCAAACAGCAAGUGGAUCAAGAACUGAGCGAUGGGUUUAGAAAUGGCCAGAAUGCAGCUGUGGUACACCGCUUCGAGUCCCUACCUGCAGGUUCAACCUUGAUCUUCUAUAAAUACUGCGACCAUGAGAACGCAGCCUUCAAAGAUGUAGCCCUAGUCCUGACUGUACUGUUGGAGGAGAAGACACUGGAAGCCAGUCUAGGCCUGAAGGAAAUUGAAGAGAAAGUGAGGGAUUUCCUCAAAGUCAAGUUCACCAACUCUCACACGGCCAGCUCCUACAACCACAUGGACCCAGACAAGCUGAAUGGGCUCUGGAGCCGCAUUUCUCACCUGGUGCUGCCCGUUCAGCCCGAAAAUGCCCUGAAAGGGGGCAGCUGCCUGUGAGGGAGAAGCGGAAAUCACGUCUCGAGGUCUGGGCAGUUUUCAGACUUUCUAAGUAGAGACGGAGUCUGGAGCAGUUUUUGAAAACUGGUUUCUUUUUAAAGGAAAUUAAGUUCAUACAUAAAAGUGUAAUACCUAAA
Arvicola amphibius (Eurasian water vole) is the source of this 2085-nucleotide messenger RNA. It is a transcript of the gene Tor1aip1, whose product is annotated as torsin 1A interacting protein 1. Gene Ontology annotation, cellular component: nuclear membrane. Bases 242 to 1948 code for a protein of 568 amino acids. Gene Ontology annotation, biological process: nuclear membrane organization. NCBI's taxonomy places the organism in Eukaryota, Metazoa, Chordata, Mammalia, Rodentia, Cricetidae. The transcript has 10 exons. Gene Ontology annotation, molecular function: ATPase activator activity. The record is from RefSeq and is a predicted model, not a curated record.